AGAGCACAAGGACACUGGCAGCACAGAGAUCUUUGAAUCACUAGCUCCGGCCUGUCAACAGGUGGCAGAGGAAGAAAUCUGGUGAGUGACGUUCAGUCCCUUCGAGAAAAGAUUAAGAAUAAGAGGGUGAAGGAAAAGAAAGCAAGAAAAAAGCCUCAAGGUGGCCUACCUGAUGGCGCUUUUCCACUAGCACCUACUCAGCCCGACUCGCCUCGGCGCGGCUCGUCCCGGCUCCACCCGUUUUGUCCUCGUUUGUUUUUCCACAGCCAGAAAUGACCACUAGACUUCUAUGGAGGGCCCUGUGCUUACUGGGCCUACUAUGCAGCCUGACUGUCAGCGUGAGCUCCACGGACAAUCAGCCAGAAUCGUCAACCUCAGAGCAAGAACUCACCUUCAGCCACGUCUAUAAGAUUGACAUCCCUGGGAACUCUGGCUGCACACUUGAACGCCUGCAAUCCACAGAUGAAACAGGUCUUCAGAAGGACAGGACAGUAAAUGGAGAGAAUGACAUUGUCUUCAAACACAACAUUCGGCUUCAGCCACCAAAGUGCGAUUGUGAUGAGUCGGAAAAUUUCAAGUCUCUGUUGUACAGAGUCAAUGGACUGGAAGAAGAAGUGAACUACUUAAAAACUCAGUGUACUCAGGGAUGCUGUGGAAAAGGAGGUGCUGCAGGUGUAGACACAAGCUGUAGUGGCCAUGGUACUUAUCAAGGUGACACCUGCAGCUGCCUGUGCAACCCGGGAUGGGAAGGCCCAGACUGCUCUGUGUCCUCCUGCCCGGAUGAGUGCAACGACAACGGCCGAUGCGUAGACGGGAGAUGUGUGUGCCAUCAAGGCUACACGGGAGAAGACUGCAGCCAGCUGAUGUGUCCGAACAACUGCAAUGACAAGGGACAGUGCGUUGAUGGAAAAUGCGUGUGCUUCGCACAUUUCACUGGUGAGGACUGCAGCAUCCCAGCGUGCCCUAACGACUGCGGUGGCAGUGGCCAGUGUGUAGAUGGCCAGUGCAUCUGUGAGGAAGGCUUUUUUGGGGAAGACUGCACCUUAGUCUUCGGACCCCAAGGUCUGCGGUUGGUCCAGGUGACUGACAUCUCUCUCCUGGUUGAGUGGGAAUCUGUCCCAGGGGCAGAAUAUUAUGUGUUGACAUAUCAUCCCAAAUAUGAUGAGGGUGCCAUGGAGAAGAUUCAGAUUUCCAACACAGAGAACUCCUACCUCAUCACGGGACUGAUUCCAGGGGUGACCUACGUGGUCCAAGUGUAUACUGUCAUCAAAAGCAUCCAAAGUGAAGCAGACGUGAUUGAAGCCACCACAGAUGUCUCCACUAUUGAUGAUAUGCGAGUGCUUGGCCAGACAGAGGUCUCUAUCCAAGUGGACUGGAAGAACCCGCCGGCUGAAGUGGAUUAUUUUAGGCUUACACACACUGACCCGUCGGGACAGGAGGAGGAGCUGAAUGUACGGAGCAGCCAGGAGGCACGCACCAAACACACUAUCGUAGGUUUGUACCCAGGAACUGAGUAUCAGAUCUCCGUCCAGGCCAUCAAAGGGAACACAGAGGGGAAGGCUUCUUCUGCCACAGGUGUCACAGACAUCGAUGCUCCAAAUAACCUGGUCACCACUGAAGUAACAGAAGACACUAUAAGAGUGUCCUGGGACCGGGUCCAGGCUGACAUAGAGGGCUACAUGCUGAGCUACAUCUCUGCUGAUGGAUCCAGUCCAGAGAUCCCAGUAGGACGUGACAGCACCUCAUACAAGCUGGUGGGCUUGAGGCCCGGCGUGCUCCACACCGUCUACAUCUGGGCCUUCCAUGGGGACAGAGUCAGUGCGAAGAGUUCAACUGAAGCUGAAACAGAACUGGAUGCUCCCACUAACCUCUUGGUGCAAGAAGAGACAGAGUCCAGCUUCAGGGUAAACUGGGAUCCCACACAAGCAGAAAUUGAUGGAUACAUGCUGACUUAUAGCUCUUCUGAGGGCUUGAGUGAGGAAAUCCCAGUUGGAUCUGACAGUACAUCAUAUAUGCUGACCGGCCUGAGGCCGGGGGUUGUCUAUACCAUCUACGUCUGGGCCAUCAAGGGGAGCAAAGCAAGCAAGAAGACGUCAACGCAAGCUGAGACAGAACUGGAUGCUCCCGCUAACCUCUUUGCCCAAGAUGAAACACAGUCCAGCUUCAGGGUGACAUGGGAUCCAGUCCAGGCAGAAAUUGAUGGCUACAUCCUCACCUACUCCUUCCCUGGUGGUUCUAGUGAAGAAGUGUCUGUGGGGCCUGAUAGCAGCUCCUAUACUCUGACUGCUUUGAGGCCUGGAGUUCUCUACACUGUCUUUAUCAGGGCCAUCAAGGGGAGCAAAUCCAGCAAGACGGUCUCGACACAAGCUGAGACAGAACUGGAUGCUCCUGCUAACCUCUUAGCUCGAGAUGAAACAGAGUCCAGCUUCACCGUGUCCUGGGAGCCUGUCCAAGCAGAAAUUGAUGGUUACAUCCUAACCUAUAGCUCCUCUGCGGGCUCAAGUGAAGAAAUCCCCAUCGGGCCUCGCAUGACCUCUUACUUGCUGACAAGCCUGAGGCCUGGAUUGCUGUACACGGUCUACGUCUGGGCCAUCAAGGGGGAGAAAAGGACCGAGAAGAUUUCCACAGAAGCUGAGACAGAUAUAGAUUCACCGAAGGACCUGAAGGCUUCGGAUGUGAGAGCGGACUCUGCGUCUUUGACUUGGACUGCUCCUCUGGCAGACAUAGAUGGUUAUGUCCUCACCUUCAGAGAUGAAGAUGGUAACAUGGAGACUGUUGAAAGGCAGCUUGGAGGCAGAGAGAACAGCUUUAUUGCAUCCAGCUUGGAGACAGGGAAGCGGUACAUAGUGACCAUUGUUGCCUACAGAGGCUACAAGAGGAGCAGAGUGGUGGAGACCGUCUUCACAACAGUUGGUCUGCUCUACCCCUUCCCCAUGGACUGUGUUCAGAUACUGAAGAACGGCAAUAAAAAGAGUGGCAUCUACACCAUCUACAUUAACAACGUCCGCUCCAAACCCAUUGAGGUCUUUUGCGACAUGGACACUGAUGGAGGCGGCUGGCUGAUGCUUCAGCGCCGUAAUUCUGGCAAACUGGACUUCAUGAAACGCUGGAGGCAGUACAUCGCAGGUUUUGGCAACAUGACAGACGAGUUCUGGAUUGGUUUGGAUCAUAUCUAUGAGCUAACAAACACUCCCACUCAGUAUGAACUGAGGUUCGACUUGGGCCUGGGCUCAGAGAGGGUCUACGCUGUUUAUGACAACUUUAAGAUUGCACCAGUGAGGCAAAAGUUCAAACUCACUAUUGGCAAAUACAGAGGGAACGCAGGUGAUGCUAUGACCUACCACGAUAACCGGCCCUGGACAACCGUUGAUUCAGAUAAUGACAUCGCCCUGGGCAACUGUGCCCUGACCCACCGCGGAGCCUGGUGGUACAAAAAUUGUCACUUGGCCAACCUCAACGGAAAAUGGGGUGAUAGCAGGCACAGCGGGGGAGUGAACUGGGAACCAUGGAAGGGCCAUCUAACGUCCCUCGACUUCACCGAGAUGAAGAUCCGACCUCUGGGAGCCAUGUCCAGCCGGAAGAGGCGAUCUCCCAUGGCCAGAGAGAAAAGCAGAUCCUCAAAUGCCCACAAGAAAUAAAAGUGACAACUGCUUCCAUUAAGUUAAUCACACUAGAUCUUGGUGUUUCUGUAGAUUUGUUAAUACAAAUGUCUGACUACACCAUAGUUCUUAUUGAUAUGUCCCUCAACAUGUAUACAAUUUUUUGAGACAUGAGAGAAAAAGCUCAGCUCAUAUCCAGUGAUAAUUUAUUGGUUUGUAUUAGAAUUACAAAUUUCAAGGUUUUGUGUGAUUAUAGGAAGUCAUCAAACAAGGAACUGCCUUUUGAAUUGUUAUCAAAUGAUGUUGAACAUCAACGACUUUACUCUGCCAGUCAUGAGGCUAUUGUAAUUUUCGAAAGGUUUUCACCGGUUCUGGUAGAAACCUGGAAUAUAAAUCAGGAAACAUUAGAAGGAAAGCAAUAACUUUUUCUCCCGUUUAAGCCUUAAAAAAAAAAAAAAAAAUCAAGGUAGCACCCGUUUUACUUGUAUUAUGUUUGUUUCAUGUCUUUGUAAAAACUAAAUGUAUAGGAGUUCUGACUUUAGACCAUUAAUGUGUGGGGAAAAUUCAAAAAUGGUUUCUGAGUUUGAUUAAUGGAUCGGAUGGAGGCUGCAGGAAUCGGUGCCCUUUGUCUAUUGAUUAUGAAGGUCUUUGUCACAUUAAGCUGGCUCCAUUCUUCCAUCACUGUCACACCAAACCAAGGAAUACUAUGCAAUGCCUAACUUUAGUAGCCAAACAGGCCCUGAUUUAAAUUCACAUGAUGCGGACAGCUCAUAUCAAUCAAUGUAAGGUGACCGUGCAUCAAAUGUCAAUAAGAAUGAGGUUUGUUUGCAUCAUCUUCAGGAAGUCAUCGACUAAACUUAUGUUUUUCAGUAUGGAAAGCUGAUAACAGUCAUUAAUGCUGCAUUGACUUUGGCUUUAGUUAAUUACAUGUCUUUUGUACUCUUAAUACAAACUCAGUUUAUGGUAUGUGACAAGGAUGGAGCACAUCAAUCAACCCUUCAUUGAAUCUGUGAGAAUUGAUUUAUAGUUGCUGCCCUUCAUAUUUUUUGUGCUCUUGCCAAAACAAAAAAAAAGCCUUUUCAAGAUGUCACAGCACGUAAGACUUUACUUAAGCCAACUAUCAAUCAGAAAUUAAGAAGUCAGAAAUAAUGACCUUCACUUAAGGAUUAAAAUUUGUCAUGUAUUAAUAUUUCCUUAACUAAUUGUAUCGUCAAACUGACAUUAUACUUGCUUAUUCACGACGCCAUUUUUUUCCUCCUGUUGACAGAGUGUGGAAAGUACGCAUUGCUUCUUUUUUUUUGCUCUACUGGUUUUAAUGAAGUAGUUUGUAUGUUAUCAUGGAAAUGACAGGGAAGAUGGCAUAUUUUUUUUACUAUGACUGUAAGUGGAUAAGCAAAAAAAAAAAAAAAGAAAUCAAGGGCACAGCAAUAUCGUUGAGCUAAGUAAUUUAAGUUCCCAUAAUGUCAUUAACCACAUUCAUUAAUAUAACUUCUGGCCUUUUUAACACAACAUAAAGCAGGCAUUUCCUGAAGAUACAGCAUAUGUUGCUGUUAUUCUUUUCUGUACAUGAUGAUGCAGGAGGAAUGACCCACCUCCGGCUUCCAGCCUGGUGCGGUUUUCUCCUGGCAGGAUCCAAAGCAUCAGAGAAUUCCCUACGCCUCGAAUGUGGAAGCCAGUUUCCGGCAGGGCUUGGAAACUUCCUCUGAGCAGCCUCUUGACAACAAUGUGGAGUCCACAGGUUGUUUGGUCCCAUUUUUCAUUUUUAUACAGCAGCUGCAGAUGCAUCCAUUCAUGGCCCUGCAACACUGACAAUUUACAUUUUCAUAUCCUACGUUUGCUACUUUAUACGUGUUAAAUAAACUUUAGUUGGACCUAAAAGUA
Molecule: messenger RNA, 5480 nt
Organism: Cololabis saira (Pacific saury)
Lineage: Eukaryota; Metazoa; Chordata; Actinopteri; Beloniformes; Belonidae
Gene: tnn
Product: tenascin N
Exons: 20
Coding region: 273-3638 (1121 amino acids)
Molecular function (GO): protein binding
Source: RefSeq, a predicted model, not a curated record